This is a messenger RNA of Penicillium alfredii, 318 nucleotides long. RefSeq lists its product as uncharacterized. The record is from RefSeq and is a predicted model, not a curated record. The transcript has 3 exons. Bases 1 to 318 code for a protein of 105 amino acids. Lineage: Eukaryota; Fungi; Ascomycota; Eurotiomycetes; Eurotiales; Aspergillaceae.
AUGUUUCCCCGACAAUCCGCGCGCUGGGCACCUGCCUCUGUAUCGCGGUUCUUCCAACCGGCUCUCCCUAUCAGACGAUCCUUCACCUCCACACGGACGGCGCUCAACUCGUCGCAAAGCAGCGCCUACAAGGACGGGCUCUCUGCCUAUCGCACCUUUCUCGGCCCCUUUGCCAAGGUUUUCCUGGGCGCCGUGUUUACGUACCAAGUCAUCUACUGGACAUGGCUGAAGUUGGAGAUGGAUGAGUCCAAGUUGGAGAAAAAUGAAGAAGUGGCCGUGUUGGAGAAACAGGCCCGGGAGAUCACCCCCAAGAAAUGA